Nematolebias whitei (Rio pearlfish) is the source of this 435-nucleotide messenger RNA. RefSeq names its product intraflagellar transport protein 122 homolog. The transcript has 5 exons. The coding region runs from base 1 to 435 and encodes 144 amino acids. Gene Ontology annotation, cellular component: intraciliary transport particle A; non-motile cilium. Gene Ontology annotation, biological process: protein localization to cilium; non-motile cilium assembly; intraciliary retrograde transport. The record is from RefSeq and is a predicted model, not a curated record. NCBI's taxonomy places the organism in Eukaryota, Metazoa, Chordata, Actinopteri, Cyprinodontiformes, Rivulidae.
AUGGUCGGUUACAACGGCUCCAAGAUAUUCUGCCUUCAUGUCUAUUCUAUGUCUGCUGUCGAGGUGCCUCAGUCAGCACCCAUGUACCAGUACCUGGAAAGGAAGAUGUUUAAGGAGGCCUAUCAGAUUGCCUGUCUAGGGGUGACAGACAGUGGUUGGAGAGAUUUGGCCACAGAGGCUCUGGAGGGACUUGACUUUGAAACUGCCAAGAAGGCUUUCAUUAGAAUCAGAGAUCUGCGCUACCUGGAGCUGAUCAACAGCAUUGAGGAGAGGAAGAAGCGGGGCGAGAACGACAAUGAGCUGUUCCUGGCAGACGUCUACGCCUUCCAGGGGAAAUUCCACCAGGCAGCCGACCUCUACAAAUGCAAUGGCCACGAAGCCAAAGCUCUGAGCAUGUACACCGACCUGCGGAUGUUUGAGUACGCUAAGGCCUGA